This is a messenger RNA of Ipomoea nil (Japanese morning glory), 864 nucleotides long. Its product is annotated as vinorine synthase-like. Bases 1 to 864 code for a protein of 287 amino acids. The transcript has a single exon. The record is from RefSeq and is a predicted model, not a curated record. Lineage: Eukaryota; Viridiplantae; Streptophyta; Magnoliopsida; Solanales; Convolvulaceae.
AUGACCGGAUUAUUUAACACAUGGGCGGCAAUCAACCGCGGGGAAGGACCCAUUAAUCCCGACGGUCUCAUCGUGGACGCCUCCGCAAUUUUCAGGCCGGGGAACUUUGUCAGCUCCCCGCAAAAUCCCCUUCCCCUCAAGAAACCGGCCGGAAAGUACUCCACGAAAAGAUUUGAUUUUGGCAAGCGGGAUAUCGAGCGGCUCAGGAACUAUUGUUAUCACCCAUCCGAGCACCGCCGCUUUCCGUCUCGGGUGGAGGCGUUGUCGGCGUUCAUAUGGGCGGCGGUGAUACGGGCAAUUCUACAGGCGAACCCAAACCGUAAGACGCAUUUGCUGGGAAAUAUGGUGAACUUGCGAAAGAAGUUUAACCCGCCAUUCCCUUCGCAGUGCCUAGGCAACAUCUACCAAGCGGUGGCCGCUCGGUGGGAAUCAGAAGCCGACGGGGGUGAAAGUGUUACUGCCGGGUUUCUUGUAGGACGAGUCGCGGAAGCCAUGGAUAAGAUUACCGACGAUUACGUGAGGGAAAUGUACGUGGAGGGUGGAUUUCUUAGAGUCGUAUCAGACUUAAUCAAGGCACUUCAUAAUGCGGAUGAGAUUAAUGUUUUUAGUAUAAGUAAUAUUUUGUGUAAUAUUACAUUUUCUCAAGUUGAUUUUGGGUGGGGCAAGCUGAUGUGGAUUGGCCUGGGUCAUACACUAGAGAACUCGGCUGUUUUCAUGGAUGCAGAAGAUGAGGGAGUAGAAGUGUGGAUUGGGUUGACACAAGAGGUUAUGUGCAAUUUAGACAAGGACAUGGAAUUUCAUGCUUAUAUGUCUUUCUCUCAAAUCGUUUCCGAACCGUCUUGUCCUCUUCGGUCUGCACUCUAG